Molecule: messenger RNA, 2600 nt
Organism: Ziziphus jujuba (common jujube)
Lineage: Eukaryota; Viridiplantae; Streptophyta; Magnoliopsida; Rosales; Rhamnaceae
Product: G-type lectin S-receptor-like serine/threonine-protein kinase At4g27290
Exons: 7
Coding region: 126-2588 (820 amino acids)
Biological process (GO): recognition of pollen; protein phosphorylation
Molecular function (GO): protein serine/threonine kinase activity; ATP binding
Source: RefSeq, a predicted model, not a curated record
AAAAAAAAAAAAAAAAAAAAAAAAAAAAAAAAAAGAAACAAUAUGGUGCAUGAGUCAAGGUCGAUGCCUGUAUCUAUUUGAUUAACUUCUAAUCAAGCAGAGAGAUUUGACCAACGGAGGAAGAAAUGAGGAUUUUUUCUUUUACAAUUUUGAGUGCCAUUCUGUUCACUUUCUUCUCUCCGCUGUCCAUAGCGAUUGACACCAUUUCUGUAACUCAGUCCAUCAAUGAGAACAGCACCUUAGUUUCCGAAUAUGGAAGAUUUGAGCUGGGUUUCUUUAGUCCCGGUAGUUCCACAUACCGGUAUGUGGGAAUUUGGUACAAAGAUAUCCCAGUUAAAACAGUUGUUUGGGUGGCUAACCGUCAGAAUCCAAUCAAUGAUUCUUCAGGGACUUUGAUGAUAAACAGAACAGGCCAUGUUGUCCUUCUGGGCCAGAAGAGUACUGUUGUUUGGUCAGCAAGCCCGACCGAAUCUGUCCAAGCUCCAAUAUUACAGCUUUUGGAUACUGGAAAUCUAGUACUAAGAAAUGAGAAAGAUGAAAACUCAGAGAACUAUUUGUGGCAGAGUUUUGAUUAUCCUACUGAUACAUUAUUACCAGGUAUGAAGCUGGGAUGGGACUUGAGAACUGGUCUUGAACGGCGCUUAGUAUCAUGGAAGAGCCCUGAUGACCCUUCUCCUGGAGACUUUGCUUGGGGGAUAACACUUCACAGCUAUCCUGAGUCUGAAACGUGGAAAGGCUCCAAUAAGUACUUUCGGGAUGGACCAUGGAACGGAAUUAGAUUCAGUGGUGCACCGGAGUUACAAUCCAACCCUUUAUUCAACUUCAAAUUAGUUUCCAACAAAAAUGAAGUUUACUACAUUUUUUACCUCAAAAAUGAAACUGCAAAAUCAAGAAUGGUUGUGAACCAAACCAACGGUUAUAUCAGGAUCCGCUAUGCUUGGAAUUCAGGGACACAAAGCUGGGAAGUAUUUGCAUCAGUGCCAAGAGAUACCUGUGAUACAUAUGGUCUCUGUGGUGCCUAUGGAAACUGUAUCAUUGGAGAAUCCCCUGUUUGCCAAUGUUUAACGGGUUUCAAGCCAAAGGGAAACUUCAUUGACUGGUCUCAAGGAUGUGUACGGAAUAAACCUUUUGAUUGCCAGGACAAACAUUCAUCUGGGUUUGUGAAAAUUCGUGGCUUGAAAUUGCCUGAUACUACAUACACUUGGGCUAAUGCAAGUGUGAAUCUCAAGGAAUGCAAAGCCAGAUGCUUGAGCAAUUGUUCUUGUACGGGUUAUACGAAUACCAAUAUCAGUGGAGGCGGUAGUGGCUGUGCCAUGUGGUUUGGGGACUUGAUUGAUAUUAGAGAGUUUCAAGAUGGUGGGCAAGAUCUAUAUGUUCGAAUUCAUGCUUCAGAAUUAGGUGCAAACAGUGAGCGUAAGGUGAAGAUAGUUGUGGUGGUUUUGGCUGUCAUUUUUGUGGUCUGUGGGAUGAUCUUGGUUGCUCAUUAUAUCCGCAAAAUCAGGGCAACGAGAGGCUUAGAGGACAAUAUAGAGACCAUUGCAAGAACAACAAAUCAGAAUAAUGGAGCCCAAACCAACAACCUGGAGGCACUAUUCUUCGACCUGGAUAAGAUUGUUGAGGCCACUAGCAAUUUUUCAAGCAACAAUAAGCUUGGGGAAGGUGGUUUUGGACCUGUUUACAAGGGUACACUAGAAGACGGCCAAGAAAUAGCUGUGAAGAGGUUUUCCAAGAGUUCAGGGCAAGGACAGAACGAAUUCAAAAAUGAAGUUAUUUUAAUUGCGAAACUUCAACACCGAAAUUUAGUAAAGCUACUUGGUUAUUGCCUUCAAGGGGAAGAAAAAAUACUGAUUUAUGAAUACAUGCCCAACAAAAGCCUGGACUUCUUUAUUUUUGAUCAAACAAAAAGUGAAUUGUUAGACUGGUCCAAGCGCUACCAUAUAAUCUGUGGAAUCGCAAGGGGGCUUUUAUAUCUCCAUCAAGAUUCGAGAUUAAGGAUUAUACAUAGAGAUAUCAAAGCUAGUAACAUUUUACUUGAUAAUGAAAUGAAUCCAAAAAUUUCAGACUUUGGAAUGGCUAAAACUUUUGGUGGAGAUGAAAGUGAAGGGAAUACAAAAAGAGUGGUUGGAACAUAUGGCUACAUGGCACCCGAGUAUGCCAUAGAUGGGCUAUUCUCAAUGAAAUCUGAUGUCUUUAGCUUUGGGAUUUUGUUGUUGGAGAUCAUAAGUGGAAAGAAAAAUAGAGGGUUCUAUCAUCUAGACCAUAGUCAAAACCUUAUUGGACAUGCAUGGAGAUUGUGGAAAGAAGGCAGACUUAUGGAACUUAUCAAUCCGUGCUUCAAGGACACAAGCAAUCUUUCUGAGGUGCUGCGCAGCAUUCAUAUUGGUCUCUUGUGUGUGCAAGAGCAUCCUGAAGACAGGCCAAGCAUGUCAUAUGUGGUUGUGAUGUUGGGCAGUGAAAGUACCUUGCCUCAGCCCAAACAACCUGGUUUCUCAUUAGAUAAAACCAAUGUUGCAGCAAAUUCUUCACCAAAAAAGUCUGAAUCCUCUUCAACCAAUGAAAUUACUGUAACUCUUUUAGAGCCUCGGUAGAAGGGCUUGUAA